CGGCCUCCGGGCUCUUUUGAAGAAGUAACUCGGCGGAGUGUCGUUCGCGGGGCCGCUCGCGCUGCAGGACGGAAGUCGGAGCCCGCUCCGUCGCCGCCGGGUGGGCGGGUGGCUGCUCCUGCCCGGCACCUGCUCGCCUGCGGGCCCGGGAGAGCUGGAGGGGCUUGGCCGAGGCCAGGCAGGAUCGGCGCGGGUGUGGGCUCCGCGGAGCUGGCCCGCGGGCGCUCGGCGCCUCUGCCCCUCUUGUGGCCUCCUGGCUUUUCCAGAAGCGUUUAAGGAGAGGCUGGUCUGCUGGUGGGAAUGCGUGUCCCGUCCAGAAGCCCAGGGAGUCGGUACCAAAUGAGGAGGAAAGGCCGAGGUCAUCGCGCCGCAGCGAGGCCCCCUUCCUCCCCGAGCAGCACGAAGCCGUCCCCCGCGCGCGAGACCCUGACCUACGCGCAAGCGCAGAGGAUGGUGGAGAUCGAGAUGGAGGGGCGCCUGCACCGCAUCAGCAUCUUCGACCCCCUGGAGAUCGUGCUGGAGGACGACGCCACCGCCCAGGAGAUGAGUGAGUGCAACAGCAACAAGGAGAACAGCGAGCGGCCGCCCCUGGGCUCGCGGACCAAGCGCCACAAGAACAACCGCGUCAAGAAGAAAAGCGAGGCCCUGCCCAGCGCCCACGGCGCGCCCGCCUCGGCCAGCGCGCUGCCCGAGCCCAAGGUGCGCGUGGUGGAGUACAGCCCGCCGUCGGCGCCCCGGCGGCCGCCCGUGUACUACAAGUUCGUGGAGAAGUCGGCGGAGGAGCUGGACAACGAGGUGGAGUACGACAUGGACGAGGAGGACUACGCCUGGCUGGAGCUGGUCAACGAGAAGCGCAAGGCCGACUGCGUGGCGGCCGUGUCGCAGAGCGUGUUCGAGUUCCUGAUGGACCGCUUCGAGAAGGCCUCGCACUGCGAGAAGCAGAAGCAGGGGGAGCAGCAGUGCCUGAUCGACGAGGACGCCGUGUGCUGCGUGUGCAUGGACGGCGAGUGCCAGAACAGCAAUGCCAUCCUCUUCUGCGACAUGUGCAACCUGGCCGUGCACCAGGAGUGCUACGGCGUGCCCUACAUCCCCGAGGGCCGCUGGCUCUGCCGCCACUGCCUGCAGGCCCGCGCCCGGCCCGCCGACUGCGUGCUCUGCCCCAACAAGGGGGGCGCCUUCAAAAAGACGGACGAUGACCGCUGGGGCCACGUGGUGUGCGCCCUGUGGAUCCCGGAGGUCGGCUUCGCCAACACGGUCUUCAUCGAGCCCAUCGACGGCGUGCGGAACAUCCCGCCCGCCCGCUGGAAGCUGACCUGCUACCUCUGCAAGCAGAAGGGCGUGGGCGCCUGCAUCCAGUGCCACAAGGCCAACUGCUACACCGCCUUCCACGUGACCUGCGCCCAGAAGGCCGGCCUCUACAUGAAGAUGGAGCCCGUGAAGGAGCUGGCCGGCGGCGCCGCCACCUUCUCCGUCAGGAAGACCGCCUACUGUGACGUGCACACGCCCCCGGGCUGCACCCGGAGGCCUCUGAACAUUUACGGGGACCCGGAGAUGAGAAACGGCGUCUGCCGGAAGGAGGGCUCGCUCAAGACGGUCAGGGCCACGUCCAAGGUCAGGAAGAAGGCCAAAAAGGCCAAGAAGGCACCGCGGGAGCCCUGCGCCGCCCUGCCGCCCGUGUGCGCGCCCUGCAUCCCCCCGCAGAGGUUAAACAGGAUCGCGAACCAGGUGGCCAUCCAGCGGAAGAAGCAGUUCGUCGAGCGCGCGCACAGCUACUGGCUGCUGAAGCGGCUCUCCCGGAACGGCGCCCCGCUGCUGCGCAGGCUGCAGUCCAGCCUGCCGUCCCGCAGGAGCCCGCCGCAGAGAGAAAAUGACGAGGAGAUUCAAGCCGCUAAAGAGAAGCUCAAGUACUGGCAGCGGCUGCGGCACGACCUGGAGCGCGCGCGCCUGCUCAUCGAGCUCCUGCGCAAGCGCGAGAAGCUCAAGCGGGAGCAGGUGAAGGUGGAGCAGAUGGCCCUGGAGCUGCGGCUGACCCCGCUCACCGUGCUGCUGCGCUCCGUGCUGGACCAGCUGCAGGAGAAGGACCCCGCGCGGAUAUUCGCCCAGCCCGUGAGCCUGAAGGAGGUCCCGGACUACCUGGACCACAUCAAACACCCCAUGGACUUUGCCACGAUGCGGAAGCGGCUGGAGGCGCAGGGGUACCGGACGCUGCGGGAGCUGGAGGAGGACUUCGACCUCAUCGUGGACAACUGCAUGAAGUACAACGCCAAGGACACGGUCUUCUACCGCGCCGCCGUGCGCCUGCGUGACCAGGGCGGCGUGGUCCUCAGGCAGGCCAGGCGCCAGGCCGACAGCGUGGGCUUCGAGGAGGCCUCGGGGAUGCACCUGCCCGAGCGGCCGGCCGCGGCCCCCCGGCGGCCGUUCUCCUGGGAGGAUGUGGACAGGUUGCUGAACCCGGCCAACAGAGCCCACAUGGUCCUGGAGGAGCAGCUGCGGGAGCUGCUGGACAAGCUGGACCUCACGUGCUCCAUGAAGUCCAGCGGGUCGCGGAGCAAGCGGGCCAAGCUGCUCAAGAAAGAGAUCGCCCUGCUGCGCACCAAGCUGAGCCAGCAGCACAGCCCGCCCCCGCCCGCGGAGUCAGGUACUGGCGGCCUGGAAGAGGACGGUGCUCGGCCGGGGCCGCAGGCCGGCGAGGAAGGAGAUAAAUCUCCCCCUAAACUUGAACCAUCAGAUGCAUUACCUCUUCCUUCAAACUCGGAGACUAAUUCAGAACCACCAACCCUCAAACCAGUAGAACUCAACCCCGAGCAGAGUAAACUUUUCAAAAGAGUCACAUUUGAUAAUGAGUCACAUAGCGCUUGCCCUCAGAGCGUGCUGGUAAUCGGACACCCUCCAGAGCCCACCCUCGCCAGUAGCGGCCAUGCGCCCGCAGCAGCGGCCUCCGCGGUGGCGGAGCCAUCAAGCGAUGUAAACAGACGCACCUCUGCCCUCUUCUGCAAACCGCAAAGUUCCUUCCGAGGUUGGAGACGCUCCUGCAGCCAAGAAAAAGGUCGCGAAGCGCCUGCGGCGACUCCGAGGUGGAGGAGGGGUCCCCGGGAAAGCGCCUGGACACAGGUUCUCAUUUUAACUACUAACAUGCGGGGUAGCCCCUCUUUGGAUCCUAAUUAUUUUCUCUUGCUCAACUUGGACUGGAGCUCCGCUGAGCGGUCGCUGUGGAGCGCAGAGGUCCCUGCAUCCUUGCAUCUCCCGUGGUUCUUGUGGAUGACGUUGGCAGCUUCAGCUCAGCCACCUCCCAACACACACACACCAGCACUCGGAGGAGACGCCCCCACCCCACCCGCCCCUCUGUAAGUCAGCCAGACGCCCGCGGGCCCCCGCCGAGCGGCCUGGCGAUGCAGAGGGAAGCCUGGGGCCCCGGUGCCCGGAGAGCCUGCUGCAUCACAGUGACUUCCGUGGACACAGAGCCUGGCCCGCCCUUGGCCGGCACAGAACCAGGUCCGAGGUGACCGGGCUUCUGGUUUGGCCCCCCCGGGCCCGGGAAGGACUUGCAGGCUGCGCUCGGCGCUCUGGACCACGUGGCGUUGGCACCGCCUCGCCCUCGCAGUUGGCUGCUCGCGCCUUCGCCUCCAGUUUCUGUUCCCCGCCCCCUCCCCCGCUCCUCUCUCCUCAUCCUGGUGCCCCGGGUCCCCGAGCGGCCCGGCUCUGUCUCUGGCCAGCCCGUGACACCUGCUGCCGCAGGGCGAGCCUUCCCCCUGCUGCGUCUUCUCGGAGCCGGCCCAGGCGAGAGUCUGCUCGGGAUCUUGUUUGCCGGGUUUCUGUCUUUAUCGAAAGGUGGAAAAACGCACAAAGAGUGCAGUUCUCUUGCCAGUAGAAAAAAUAAAAACUUGCCCACAAAAUCAAGGCCCGCCCUGCUCCGCGAGGCUGCCCGCGGCCCCCGGUGCCCGCCGGCCCCCGAGGCCCUCGUGUGGGGAGCCCUGGGGUCCACGCCUUGGGGCCGCGGGGGGCGCAGCUGCUCUGCCCGCUUCGUCUCUGGCUGGGCCCGCCGUCCAGGCCUCCAAGGCCCAAUGAGCUCGUAGCCUGGGGAGCUGGGCCCACCAGUCCCGUGGGCGCACAUGGGGCUUCUCGCUGCUGCCCCUGCCGCCCUGGGCCUAUCUGCCCCUGGGGCAGAGGUGGGCCAGAGACCCUGUGGUGACCCCUCUGUCCUGGCAGAGGGAGGGCCUUGGUGACCCUGCGGGCGCUUCUCACUGGACACCGACCUGGCUCCCGGCGUUUACAACUGAGCCCUGCAAGCUCGCCGGCCGAGGUGGCCCCAGCAGGCCGGCCCCCGGGGCCUGUGCGUAUGCGGCCCUGCUCUGGCCAUGGUGGCUGUGUGUCCUUGGGCUCGUCUGCUGCUCAGUGACGUUUCUCCGGUGACACGUGGGAAACCGCAUGUCCGACUUGUCCCUGGGGAGCAGUGUCUCCCGCGCACUUCGGGGACGCGUGUGGCCGCCGGUCCCUGUUGGGCGUCCUUCCUUCUCCGUGUCCCUCGGGGCCUGGCUUCCGGUGGUGGCUGUCACCGCACGUGCUGUGUGGGGCACGACUGCCCUCGUCCUCGCUCUGUGUCCCGGAGCUGGGCCGUCUCCUUUCUCCUUUCUCUGUGCCCGAGAGGCUCCUCUUCCCCUCGCCCUGUCUGGCCACCGCCCGCUGCAGGGCGAGGGUGAGGGUGCGCGGACGGCGGGCGCCAUUCGUCUCCCCCAUCGCCUUCGAGGACCUGCCUGCUCUGCCCGGAGGGUCUGUGAUCCGCUCGCUCCGCUGGCAGGAGCCGCACGUGGCCAGGGGCUUGGUCGCAGGGGCGGCUCUCACCACAGGGAGUGUGCACCUGGCCUGGCGUUGGGUGCUUUCCCGUGGGUCUCGCGGCCUUGCUGGUGCGGCCCCGGGCCCUCCUUGCAGACCUGGGUCUGGCUGGGGGCCGGUUCUCUGCCCUCGGGUCCCAGCACGCCUCCCAGGGAGCCGGGGCCCAGGCUCCGGGGUUGGGAGCGGGCCUGCCCCUGGGCUCCUGCUUCCCCGCACCUGCCAGACGGUGACGUUUCAGGACGCAAGGCUCUGCGGCUCCGUUUCGGGGGCUUCGUUUUCAAGGGAGUUUGGUCUAGAUUCCAGAAGUGAGCAUGAGGUUGGCUGCAGUUACUCCUUAGAAGUAUAAGUUCGGUUUAAAAUCAGAAACGCUAAGCUCUUCUUAAAGCCGGUGGCGCUAAGUGGGCCCGAAUCGGAGCAGGACGUCUGACCGGCUCAUUCGGGAGCCGGGGGUCCUUGGUGCCCGCGCUGCGCCUCCUCCGCGGCUCACUGGGCUCCUCACCCCCUCACAGAGACGUGGACCCGUAAAGCAAAUGAAACCCCGGUCAUUUGGCCACGACGACGUCAGGAUUGUUUUGAAAGAAAUAGAUUUUAGGAUGUUUGAAGCCUGAGGAAUAGGAUUCUUUCCUGGAAGAAACGCGCGCCCGCCCUGCACCCGUGGCCCGCCCUGGGGGCCGGGCAGGUCGUGACCCCGGAGGGAGGGGACGCGGGUGUGUCCUGGCAGCGCCGGGCUGGGGACGCGCCUGACUGACACGCUCCUCAGAUGCUCAGGUGACGUCGCUGCUUGGCCGCUUCCCGGUGGCGCGUCCUCGCCGCGCGCUGUGCUGCUGACAGCCUCGGGGCCUCUGGCCACGGGCGCCCGUGUGCGCAGGUCGGGCGUCUCCUGUCCGGGCCUCACGGUGCACUGAGGCCCGCAGAGGCUCAGCUCUGGCCACACUGCUGUCCCGGGAGCCCCGGGCCCGCCGGCUGCCCUGCCCUGCCUGGCCUCGGGGCCGGGGGCCGGGGGCCAGGUGCCGCCCUCCUCUGGGGAGCCUGUGGCGUCGCCCGGUGUGCCCGACGUGCUGCCAAGGGCGCUGUGGCACGUCCGUCCAUCCGUCCGUGGGUCCGUCCGUCCGUCCAUCCGUGGGGAGCGUGCCGGGGUCGCGGGUGCGGGCGCGUCGGCUGGUUAGAGAGGACGCGUGCGCGGAGCUGCCCGCCGCGGAGCUGAGCGCAGGGCCCCGUGCCUCUG
This is a messenger RNA of Phacochoerus africanus (Common warthog), 6055 nucleotides long. It is a transcript of the gene BRD1, whose product is annotated as bromodomain containing 1. Gene Ontology annotation, molecular function: protein binding. NCBI's taxonomy places the organism in Eukaryota, Metazoa, Chordata, Mammalia, Artiodactyla, Suidae. Gene Ontology annotation, cellular component: MOZ/MORF histone acetyltransferase complex. The record is from RefSeq and is a predicted model, not a curated record. Bases 301 to 3348 code for a protein of 1015 amino acids. The transcript is spliced from 10 exons. Gene Ontology annotation, biological process: regulation of transcription by RNA polymerase II.